GGAGCAAUCACCGUGCUUCAAGCUUUCAGUGUUCGCAGAGGAAGAGCGCUUGAGCAACAUGGGCACCUUAACAUGGACAGUUUGGCUGUUACUCGCCCUCACAGCAUUAGACAGUAACGUUAAAGUUGAAGCGGCCUCUGAUAUUCAAAGCGACAAUGGAAACGAGGGAUAUCUCUGUGGGUCUAGAGAUGUAGCUAAACAGGGCUGCGGUCCCAAGGAGGAGCUCUCUGAGGAGCAGAAAAUCAUCUUAAAGAAAAUAAUGGAUUAUUUAAAGGUGUAUUUUUAUCCGACGGCGAUGGGCGAUUUUACGUUCAACGGGCAGCGCAUUUCGAUAGACUUCAUAGUGACAGCUGCGUACAUCGACAGGAAACGCUUUUUUUAUGAUAUAACGGUGGAAGAUCUGUGGGAAAAAAUACAGCUGUACGAGUAUUAUGAGAAGAAAGCUGAAAGCGAACCACGAAACCGGGACAUAAGCAUGUACGAACACGUCACAGCGACCUUUAUAAAAACGUGUGUACGAAACAGAGGAAGCACUACGGGUCGAAUUUACAUGGAAGGAAGGACAUAUGAUUUGAAUAGUAUCAACUACAUAUGGAGGAAUAUUGAAAACCCCACGACUUCGAAGAUAAUCAAAGAAAUAAAAACACAUGCUAGAAGAUAUAAAUCUCAUGUUAUCAUAAGGCCACUGCCGGAAGAACCAUAUCCACAACAAAUACACGCACUUUACGUCAUAGAAAAGUUCCUGAAGACGCAAGGUUCCAGCGCUACGGGCACAUUCUUAUUCGUCGGACAAAGAGUAUCUGUACAGUUCAUCGUAUGGUAUCUGGUCCAGCACGGAAGAAGUGUCAAGAAUUUAACGGCCAAAGAGUUGUUUGGCAUCAUAAGUACUAACAUCCACGAUGUUGAAGAAUUUUACAGACGGCAUGAGAAAGAGCAAGCGGUCAUGAGGGCCAUACUGAACUAUCUGAAAUUUCUGGGCGAUGGAGCGAUAGGUGAAGUGACGUUCAAAAGCCACACACUCUCAAUAGACUUCAUAAUGACUGUCGUGCAUUUGCAAGGCAUAGACAUAUAUUCACUGGAGGUGUCAGAACUGUGGGAACUAAUGAAGAUGUAUGAACUUUAUGAGAAGAAACUUGGAAGUGAAACACAAAACCGGAAUAUAAGCAAGAAUGAACAAGUCACACUGCUCUAUGCAAUAACGUAUUUGAGAAACGAUGGUGGGGUUACAGGUCAAAUUGUCAUAGAUGGAGUGAAAAUUCCAGUAUCUUACAUACUGAACCAACUGAAGAUACGUGGAAAAGAUUUUCAUACCGUCACUAUCGACCAGUUAUAUAUACCUCUAAGGGCCUACUUAAGUAAAUACACCCCUCCUACACGUGUACCCCUAGGCACACAACCAACAGAGGAACAGACACUUGAACUUAGGGCCCUAAUAGACUUGAUGAAGACGCAACGGUCUCCCGCUGUGGGGUCAUUCAUAUUCAGCGGGUACAGAACUUCUGUACAGUUCAUUCUAAGCUACAUGGACCAACAUGGACUAAGCAUCGACAAAUUGAGCAGCAAAGAGUUAUGGAGCAUCAUGCUCCUGCAUGAACGUAAUUAGACAAACACAAACACUUCAGUAAGUGUAGGGCCAGAAAGCGGGGCAACAGCAGCAAGAAAAAAAACUGAGGUGGUGUAAGCACACAGAACACUUGACCCAUUGGAACCGUAUACACAGAACCACAUUUAGAUGAAACACUUCACAGAAUCCUGGAGGAGCCUCUUUCUGAAGGAUUAAAUGCGACUGAUUACAUAGAGUUCAGAGGAAGAGACAUCUCCGUGCAGUUCACACUAACCGUUUUGAGGCUGAAACAUAUCGAUGUCCGCAACGCCACAGCUGCAGACAUAUACAACAUCUUAUUGUUAUAUUUACACUAUGCAGACACCGCUGCGUCAAAUGAACAAGGCGUACCUCAGGACGAGAUCCUUACAUUACUGGCGAUUCUGCAAUAUUUGAAGACAAACAUAGAAGGUAACAAUGGGAAUUUUACUUUCGAAAGAUACAAAACCUCAAUAGAGUUCUGAACAGAAUUUAUCAAAGCACAAAAAAUAAGUAAAACUAAUUUUACAAUAUCUGCACUUUCCGUAUAAUCCUCCAGAUAUAUAUCGCACAAGAAGGAAGCUCGAUUACUGUUAAUCCUAAACCGCCUGGUGAACUUAUCGCCAGCCUGGAAGAGGUACUGCAGAUCCUCAAGGCACAAGGGGACAAUGCCACAGGAGCUGUUGAAAUCAAUGAGUAUAUCAUCACAUUCCAAUACAUCAAACUUAUCCUAAAGGCGCGAGGAAUCGACGCUCAGAAUGUAAGCCGAGAGGAGCUCUGGCUCAUAAUAGAGUUGUCUAUAGAGUUUCAGCAGCAGUCGGGGAAGGCUGAAACAGGUCCUCAAGCAGUACUGAAAUUCUUCAUCGAAAUUCUCUCAGACACUGAGAGUGUUAAUACUUCUGUUCUUGUGGGGGAUGGACACAGCGUUUCCAUAAGCGAGAUCGUGUUUGUUCUCGGCUUAAAAGUUGAUAACGCAACCGGUAAAUAUGACACUGCAAACCUUACCACUACCACAUUGUUGAGAGCAGUUCUGGGGGUUAUAGGAAAGCAGGGAGCUUCAACUGUUCCCUCGAUAACAGCACAUGGAAAGGAUGAACUGCUCAAGGAAUUCCUUCAAGUUAUCUCGAAUCCCGACAAUGUCGCGAACACUAUCAUUCUGUUCAAUGGGCAGCAAAUUAGUGCGCAAGCUCUAGUAAGUGCACUAGGUCUACACAUCGAUAGUGCAACAGGGAAAUAUGACACACACAGCCUUACUGCGGAUCAACCGUUUGAAACAAUCCAGCAGGUCGUAAGCACCGCGCAAAACGCAACUACAUGAUGUCUACUGAAUCAUAAGCAAGAGGGGAGACAAAUGUCUUCUAUCCUGAAUUUCCACUGCAUUUCUGGGUUCUUAGGAAGGUAUGGGGCCAGUGACGUCUUUCAUUUCAUGUACACCUACAAUUUGGUAAAAGGGACGGUUUACUCUGUUACUGCUUAGCCGGAAAUGUUUCUUCCAUCUGACGUCACACACAGAAUACGCUGCUCAGAGUAGAAGAGGCACUUCCAGGGGCAACACAGAAGGAUGGAGUGUCCACAAGAUAUCACAAUCGGAUAUAAGAUUCCAAGUUUAGCCUUCUUUGCGUGCUUCCCACCGCUCCAACAAUUCCUUGUUGGCAUUCCGAUUCACGCCUAUGUAAGAUAAUUCCCCUUCCCCAUCAGUACACAUUUUCGUUUACAGUUAUUUUAGUCUCCAGGUUUCCAACAAAAUUCUUGCACUUGGACCUGCAUUUCGUACAGUUUCAAGUUGCAAAAAAAAAAGGGGGGGGAAGUACAACUAUCCCUGUACCAGGCCGUGAAGG
Messenger RNA from Cryptotermes secundus, 3420 nucleotides. RefSeq lists its product as uncharacterized. The transcript is spliced from 2 exons. NCBI's taxonomy places the organism in Eukaryota, Metazoa, Arthropoda, Insecta, Blattodea, Kalotermitidae. The record is from RefSeq and is a predicted model, not a curated record. Bases 59 to 1603 code for a protein of 514 amino acids.